CAGGGUAUCCAUAUUCCUUCGAUCAACUUCUAGGCAUAUAUUGAGUUUCCAUGGUGCUCCAUAUUGGUCCAUCGUGUUCCAUCGUGUUCCACCAUGAGUUCUCACUGUCUGUGGCUAAUGUCCCCCACAGGCUAACUGCCAAUCAGGAUCUUCCGUCGAUCGUCACCAUUUUGCCAUACACCCAUGAACAACGUCCUGGGUCAUUUUGAAGACCAUGACGUUUCUAGGGCGAAUGUCCACACCAGGAACCCCGCUUCCCGGGAUGUCGUGGUCGAGGCUGUUGGUCGCUCCUAGGCCUUUGGUCGUCAUCUUCCUAGCUUUUGCUUCCUUCUUCCUGCUCUUGUUCUACUUCAGGUCUAUUCCCCCCAGUCCCACGCCAGAACCGGUGGUUUUGUCUGUAGCCGUCCCUGACCCCUCCACUCGAUAUGAGCCCAUUUUGAUCUAUAAUCGCAUCCCUAAAACCGCAUCCACCACUCUCAUGCAUUUGCCGUACGAGUUGUGCAAGACCUUGGGCUACAAUGUCUUGUUGCUAAACAUAACUCGCCCUCAACACUUACUGACUCUACAGGACAGGGUCUUCUUUGCCAACAAUAUUACCCAAUGGCAGAGCAAGCGCCCUGCUCUAUAUCACGGGCACUUUGGGUACAUUGACUUUGAUCAAAUGGGCUUGUCGGGUCCCUCUCCGAUCUACAUCAAUAUGAUCCGGCGUCCCCUGGAUCGCUUGGUCUCCUAUUAUUACUUCUUGCGCUACGGAGACGAUUUCCGCGUGAACAAGAUCAGGAGCCGCAUGGGCGACAAAAUGACUUUCGAUGAGUGUGUAGAGCGCAAAUUGGGCGAUUGCGAUCCCAAAAAGAUGUGGGUCCAGGUCCCCUGGUUUUGUGGUCAUUUCAAAAAGUGCUGGGAACCGGGCAAUCGCUGGGCGUUGGAACAAGCCAAAUUCAAUCUGGCUCACAAGUAUUUCUUGGUGGGAGUCACGGAGGAGCUGGAAACAUUUAUUCAACUCCUGGAAAUGACUCUGCCCAGGUUCUUCAAAGGUGCUACCCAGAUGUUCCAAAACUCGGAUGCUGCACAACACAUUCGCAAAACCAAACACAAAGAUAUUCCUUCAGAACAGACGGUGAAUCGGAUGAAAGAGACCAAAGUGUGGAAACUCGAGAAUGAAUUCUAUGAAUUCGCCUACUCUCAUUUCAUGGCCCUCAAAUCGGAAUUCAAACAGACCAAAGGGAUCGGGAUGUUCCAUUAUGAAAAGAUACGCCCUUGAGGCAUACUAGCCAAGCUAAUUGCGAUGAUUUCAAACUUGCUAGCAGAACUUAAAUGGUGAUCUCAGACCUGUCUGUACUUUUUAUUCCUGUGUUUUCAUCAUUAUUGAAAUUGGCAUCAAAGGGCAAUUGGUUUGUCAACAGUUGAUUUGGGAACAUUGAAUGCUCGCUGUAAUAAAGUUGAUUGCAUCUUGGAACGAA
Molecule: messenger RNA, 1460 nt
Organism: Tigriopus californicus
Lineage: Eukaryota; Metazoa; Arthropoda; Copepoda; Harpacticoida; Harpacticidae
Product: heparan sulfate 2-O-sulfotransferase 1-like
Exons: 1
Coding region: 215-1261 (348 amino acids)
Cellular component (GO): membrane
Molecular function (GO): heparan sulfate 2-sulfotransferase activity
Source: RefSeq, a predicted model, not a curated record